AUGGACAAAUCAAAGUUCUGUCGAUUCCAUAAAGGCCACGGGCAUAACACGGAAGACUGCAUCCACCUAAAAGUCGCAAUAGAUAUACUGAUCCUAGAAGGACACCUGAAACAGUAUGCGAAGAAACAAGAGACCGCCAAAGAAGCCAAGCCAAUAACCGGAGAAAAACCGGUCGAAAAUACGCCCGCCAUGCAGGUGGCCAUGAGUAUCACCCGACCGGAGGACUUCUACCUCCCUGACGGAACCGGGGCAUCUUCCACCUUGUUCCCUCAGAGCCCACGGGAAAUCCCCCCUUCGGCCUUGGUCAUCUCCGGGGGGGGAUUCAGCAAGCUCAUCGUCAGAUCCGUAAAACGAAAAUUCGACGAACUAAUCUCAACAAAUUCGAGCAAAGCCGCUACCCUCGACCUGGCCCGAGGUGGCUCGUCCUCCAUAUCUUUCUACAAGGACGAGCUACCCGGCGGAGCACCCAAUGCAACCUUCCCACUCCUUAUCCGAGCCCGGAUGGCCAACUUUGACGUUUGCCGCAUUUUAGUCGAUCAAGGGAGCUCAGUGGACAUCAUGUACUCCCAGUUGUUCAAGACACUGCAACUAAACGACAACCACCUCACCCCCUACGUAGGGUCCGACCUACAAGGUUUCAACGGCACCGUGACUAAACCAUGGGGGUUCGUCGAGCUCAUCGUUUCGAUCGGGUCUGCAAAAACCACCAGGGCCGUCAAAGUCCAGUUUCUGGUCAUUGAUUGCCCCUCAAUCUACCAAUGCAUCUUAGGACGCUCGACGCUGGCCGAACUAAUCGCAGUACCUUCGACCGUGCAUCUCAAGCUCAAGUACUACACAACCUAA
Messenger RNA from Vicia villosa (hairy vetch), 843 nucleotides. RefSeq lists its product as uncharacterized. NCBI's taxonomy places the organism in Eukaryota, Viridiplantae, Streptophyta, Magnoliopsida, Fabales, Fabaceae. Bases 1 to 843 code for a protein of 280 amino acids. The transcript has a single exon. The record is from RefSeq and is a predicted model, not a curated record.